Molecule: messenger RNA, 3000 nt
Organism: Panicum virgatum (switchgrass)
Lineage: Eukaryota; Viridiplantae; Streptophyta; Magnoliopsida; Poales; Poaceae
Product: glutamate receptor 2.5-like
Exons: 8
Coding region: 41-2428 (795 amino acids)
Cellular component (GO): plasma membrane
Molecular function (GO): glutamate-gated receptor activity
Source: RefSeq, a predicted model, not a curated record
UCACACAAGCAGGCCGUCCAGCUACAGCAAGACAACCCACAUGAUGAACGACGGCGCCGUCGUCCCGGUGCUCGCGCUUGUGUCGUCGUGGCUUGUCUUCGUGCUCCUCUACGCGAGCCAUGAGUCCAAGCUUGGGGGCGCUCAGAGGUCGAGCGCGCCUUCGAGGGCCGUGCAGGUCGGGGUGCUGCUCGACCUCAGGACGGCCGGCGGGAAGGCGACCAUGGCGUCCAUCUCGCUAGCGCUCGAGGACUUCUACGCCUCGCAGCCGGGAUCCAGCACCACGGUGGCGCUGCACGUCGCGGACUGCAAGGACGAUGAGAUCACUGCGACUUCGGCUGCAAUAGAUCUGCUGAAGGACUUCAAAGUGCAAGCAAUCAUUGGCCCGAAGACAUCAACGCAGGCGAGGUUCAUAAUUGGCAUUGGCAACAAGACGAAUGUACCCAUCUUGUCUUAUUCAGCCACUAGCCCCUACUUGUCAGCUAAGCAGUCAAGGUAUUUUGUUCGCACUGCCCUGGAUGAUGCCUCUCAAGCCCCAGCAAUUGCUUCUCUGGCCCAACUCUUCAACUGGCGCCAAGUCGUACCUAUAUACGAGGACUCUGACUUCGGUAGAGGCAUCAUACCAUACCUUGUGGAUGCUCUCCAAGAUGUCGAUGCACGCAUCCCAUACCGAAGCGUCAUCCCUACAGUUCCUACUGACGAUCACAUAAUGGCGGAGCUGAACAAACUCAAGACUAUGCAGACACGAGUCUUUGUCGUGCACAUGUCAUCUGAUAUUGCCGCACGCCUAUUUGUCCUUGCUCAUGAUGCUGAGAUGCUUGCUGAUGGUUAUGCCUGGAUUGUGACUGAUAGUGUGGGAAACAUGUUUAGCUCCUUGGAUCAGAGAACAAUCAGCCUUAUGUGCCACCGUCGGACAAGCUCCUCAACUUCCCUCCUCGAUUUGUUUCACGGUACCGACAACAGAACCCUGGCUCACCAGACCCAGCAAAUCCAAAUGUCUUCCAACUGUGGGCUUAUGAGUUAUGACACUGCAUGGGCGCUCGCGCUGGCUCUAAGGAAGGUUGGUCCCCUUACACAAGGCUUUCAGAUGCCAUCACCACAAAACAGCAGCAGCUCAAAUGAUCUGAGUAUGCUGGCUGUGUCGCAAGAUGGACCAGGGCUUAUUGAUGCCAUCCGAGCCACUAAGUUCCAGGGAAUAUCAGGUGAAUUUGUUCUUGUUGACGGUCAGCUGCAGGCAUCAGUAUUUGAGAUAUUUAAUGUGAUUGGCAAUUCAUAUCAGAAUGCCGGGUUCUGGACGCCAAAGUUUGGCCUAAGUAAGAACCUCAUUGUAUCUUCUGGUCCGAGUGGUACUGUUGGAUUGAAUACAGUGAUUUGGCGGUGGCCGGUGGCUCAGUACAACCUCCCAGAGGUUGGGAGUGGCCGGUGGCUGGAAAGAAGUUGCAGAUUGCUGAAUGUUAAGAAGGAUGUGGCCACUGGAGCGUUUGACGUGACUGGAUACUGCAUAGAUAUCUUUGAAGCUGUCAUGCGGCAGAUGCCAUACGCUGUCCCCUAUGAGUAUGUGCCUGUUGUGGAUCCUAACAUAGCCAUCAACAUGACCGUGUCAUACAGUGAGAUAUGCUAUCAGGUUUCUCUGAAGAAAUAUGAUGCAAUGGUUGCGGACACCACAAUAAUCCUCAAUCGUGCCAUGUUAGUUGACUUUACUUUACCUUACACUGAGUCAGGGGUGCAGAUGGUCGUACCCAUGAGGGAGACCUGGAGCAAGAGCUUGUGGGUUUUUAUGAAGCCUAUUGAACCAAGACUCUGGGUAGCCAUCUUGGUUGUUUUUCUUUUUACUGGUCUUGUCAUAUGGCUUGUUGAGCACAAUUCAUUUGCUGCUGAAAACCUGCCGAUAUCUUUGGCAAACAAUUUAAUGAAAGUCGUGGCAAGACUUUACCCAAAACUGAAGAAAUGGCUAUCGAAAUUUGCACUCAUAAACUUUGUGUUGCUGGUUUGGUUGUUGGAGAAACUCUACAGUGCAAGCUUAACCUCCAUGAUGACAGUACGACAACUCCAACCAGCAGUUGUUGACUUGAAUCAGCUUAUUAGCAAUGGAGAUUAUAUUGGUUACCAAAGUGGUUCUUUUGUUAAAGACCUGCUGAAGAGCCUUAAUGUGGAUGAGCGCAAAAUUAGAGGCUACCGAACUGAUCAGUAUGCAGAGGCACUGAUGAAAGGGAGUUGGAACGGUGGUGUUGCCGCAAUAGUUGACGAGAUACCGUACCUCAAGUUGUUUAUGUCCAAGCACUGCAGGAACCACAGUAUCAUUGGUCGUGUUUACAAGACUGGCGGAUUCGGUUAUGUGUUCCCAAAGGGCUCUCCACUUGUUGCUGAUGUGUCACGGGCUAUACUAAAGGUGACAGAAGGGGAUGAGAUUGUGGGCAUUGAGAGGAAGUGAUUAUUGGGACUGGACGACAUGGCCUGCAAUAGCCAGACCAACGCCUUUGAGAUGGGCUCUGUAAUUACCUGGAGAAGUUUAAAAGGAGUGUUCUUUAUAACCAUCGGUCUGUGGGGUAUUGCAGGGAUCAUCUACAUGGUCAUCAACUUCUCACCAUGGUGGCAAGGUACAAGCGGGCAAGUCCAGCAAGCCGUCGCGGAACUUGUUAUUGAGCAUGCCAAUGGCGACGCCAGGAGUGAUACAACAUGGGCAAUCGAAAAAAAUAGUCAUCUAGUGCUUCACCUGCGUGGUGACCCACCGCCGCCGCCACCACCACCACAGGUAGCAGGACCUCAAGUAGAACCAGCAUUACCAGAUGGUAACGGAGGAGAGACACCCCCGCAAGAAGGGCAAGGACGACAAGAGCUCGCGGCUUUGGUCCACGCUGAUUCGCUGAAAACAGACGCUGAUUCGCGGCACUAGUGUCAGGGGCAACAAAACUGAAGCUGCAAAGUACACUUUGUUAGCUUUUUGCUGAAAAACGAAAUGAAAUGAGCAUACUUUUCUCAGUAAUUGUAUUCUAUUUCUCUCUU